AUGGCGGUCCCAUGGGGAGGAAUUUCAGAAGCUGAGCACCUACCGGACGGUGUGGUUGUGGGAUUCUUCUCGAAAGCUGGCUCGAAUGGCGGCACUCUCCUUUUGGAUGACAGCUCGUUCGUCGGCGAUGGUCUUAGCUGCGCGCACAUUGCGGAUAAACUGUUUUACUGCGAGGGAUUCAUCUGUUCGCUCGGCUGGGUGAUGCUCAUACGAGAACUCAUAUUGUAA
Clonostachys solani is the source of this 228-nucleotide messenger RNA. Lineage: Eukaryota; Fungi; Ascomycota; Sordariomycetes; Hypocreales; Bionectriaceae. The record is from the annotation of a GenBank genome assembly.